Messenger RNA from Rhopilema esculentum, 2143 nucleotides. RefSeq names its product putative lipid scramblase CLPTM1. Gene Ontology annotation, cellular component: membrane; endomembrane system. The record is from RefSeq and is a predicted model, not a curated record. NCBI's taxonomy places the organism in Eukaryota, Metazoa, Cnidaria, Scyphozoa, Rhizostomeae, Rhizostomatidae.
CCCUUUCGUUCUUUCUUGAAGACAGGGUCGUCAAAAUGGCCGACUCCACGAAGGACGAUGAUUCAUCAAUACAGGUGCGAAGCAGAGGACAGAAAAAUGAAGAGACAAAUUCACAACCAAAUAACCAACAAGAAAUACAACAACCAAAUCAAAAUCCGGCGCCACAGCAGCAAGAAGGCUCGUCGUGGAAAGGGGUCAUUCUGCGAAUGGUGAUAUUUUGGGUUGUUCUGAAUUUUUUUAGGUCAAAAAGCAGCCCUCCUCAAAAUGCUACUUCAGGAGACGGGAAAAGUGUACCACUAGAUACCGGACCGUGCUCCAAUAUCUUCAAAAAUGGAGAAAGAAUUGACCUAUAUGUUUACUUGUCUGAAAAUUCCUACCAAAGAAAUCUUAGUUCAACAAAAGAUCUUAUAUGGAAAGAAUCUGGUAUAGAGUAUGGGAAUUGGGACAGUGGAGAAAACAAAGAUGGAAGCAUAGAAUUUCACCAUAAAGUAACAGCCUCUGAGAAUGUGAUGCAAAAUGGAUCUCUUUACUUGCAUGUUUUUGCUAUAAGAGAUGGGUUUUCUGCAGAUCCAGAAUCUCAAUCCUACAAUCCACAGGCGUUUGUUAAUCAGUCUAGAAUGAUGACAAUCUAUCGGAAAAAAAGAAUACAAAAGACAAAGAAUCUUCUUACUGGACCAACAAAUUCAGAAGUUGUCAAUAUCAAUUCAAACAAGACGGAAAUAAUUUCUUAUUGGCAUCCAAAUUUGACCUUAAACCUGGUAUAUGAUCAGACAAUGUGGCCGAGAGGCAGUCUCCCUGUGCCAUUAAAUCAAUAUAUCAUGUUCGAUAACCACACAAAUGUUUAUUACCCAGUUCUGUACCUCAAUGACUAUUGGAAUUAUGCAGCGGACAACAUGCCUAUCAACGACACGACCCCGAUUUUGGAUUUGCACCUGACGUUCAGCCCUCUUUCACUAUUCAAAUGGCAAAUGUAUGUUUCCCAAAAGAUGCGUUCACAAUGGAACGAAUACUUAGGUGACACUAUGCAACAUACAGAUGAAGAGGAAGACAUGCUCAAGCGGACGUUGAGAGAAACGAACCCCUACCUUCUUGGACUAACAAUGGUGGUUUCACUUGUUCAUAGCGUUUUCGAGUUCUUGGCGUUUAAAAAUGAUAUCCAGUUCUGGAGAAGCCGAAAGUCACUCGAGGGGUUAUCUGUUAGAUCAGUGUUUUUCAAUGUCUUCCAGUCUCUCAUCGUUGUCCUGUACGUGCUUGAUAACGAGACUAAUAUGGUUGUCGUUGUCAGCUGUUGCGUUGGACUGGUGAUAGAGUUAUGGAAAAUCACUAAGGUUGUUGACAUAAAGCUUGAUGUUGAAAACAGAUGGGGACCGUUUCCAAGUAUAAGAAUGCAAGACAAAUCUUCGUAUCAAGAAUCGCCAACGAAGAAAUUUGAUAUGCUUGCUUUCAAGUACUUGUCAUGGCUCUUGUUUCCAUUGCUUGGCUGCUAUUCCAUCUAUUCGCUGAUUUACAACGAACAUAAGGGAUGGUAUUCCUUCGUUUUAAGCAUCAUGUACGGAUUUCUGCUUACUUUCGGCUUCAUAAUGAUGACCCCACAGCUGUUUAUAAAUUACAAAAUGAAAUCCGUAGCCCAUCUGCCCUGGCGAAUGCUUACAUAUAAAGCUUUAAACACGUUUAUAGACGAUAUAUUUGCAUUUGUUAUCAAAAUGCCAACUUUGUACAGAAUUGGCUGCCUACGAGACGACAUCAUCUUCUUUAUAUUUCUUUACCAAAAAUGGAUAUACCCUGUCGACCACAAAAGGCUCAAUGAAUUCGGAACAAGUGGAGAAAUUGAGGAAAAAAUUAGACAAGGCAUCAAUCCUGCUGAAGAAACUUCAGAAGUUGUAUCAAAUGGUCACCCUGCUAUAACUGAAGAAAAAGUUGAAGAGGAUAAAAAGAACGUUUAGUUUUACUUUACGAACUUUAGUUGUUUUGAAUUUUGCACGUGCAUCUUCUGUUAAGAUGCAUGUUUAAAAGAUAGAUACUAUUGUUUGCAGACCCUUAGAAAAUGAAAAAAAUUGUAAAGAGCUUUUGCGUUCAAGUGCAGCAUUCUUCAGACAGUUAUUUAGAAUAUGUGUUGAAAGCAACAUGACUUUUUCAAAAGUUA